GCUCACACGGUGUGUGAGGUGUGACCAGAGGUGUGACUGUGUGUGACUGGGAGGCUGAGUCUUUCCUCACUCGUCUCCAAACUCCGACCUCUUUUCAGAGGUCUCUUUGCCUUCCUGUGCGUGUGACUUUAAGUGAACCUUUUCCAGCAGCCGUCACCAUGCCUGAGACUGCAGAGUCCCACUCGGUGACCCUCACCACCAACCGCAACUGUACCAUGGAGAUCACCAACAUCAGCUCCGUCUACUGCCUCAUCAACCCAAAGGUUCACAUGGAAAGUGGCUUUUCCUUCAGCCCUCCACAGCCCACCGUGCGCACCACCAAGACCGAGGUGUGCUCCUUCACCAAGGACGACAACACAGCAUCAGGUGCUGUGGGCGUCCUGACCUACGAGCUGUUCAACAUGCGCAGCCGCCAAUGCAACGAGCUGAUCGCCGUCAUGUUCUCGGUGCCCUUUGACUACAACUUCUACAAGAACUGGCUGGGGAUGGGUGUCUUUGAGCACACGCGAGCCUGCGAUAAGCAGCUGUUCAAGCUCAUGUACGACGGGAAAGAUUUCACCAACUUUGUGCGACAGGAGGCCAACGGCUCAGGGGUGAAGUACAGUGGAAGGACAGUGGACGUGAGGGCCUGCAUGUCUGAUGAGGGCAGAGCUAUGGUUAAGCUUGAGUUGUAUGACAAGAUGGGCUGAUGAGUCUGUUUGUAUUGAAUAAAGAGAAUAAAGCGUUCUGCACCUGGUGUGGCAUAAAUGCAGAGAUGUCAUGUAUGUGUUCUUUGAAUUAAAUAAAAAACAGUUCAGUCGA
This is a messenger RNA of Toxotes jaculatrix (banded archerfish), 801 nucleotides long. Its product is annotated as DELTA-sagatoxin-Srs1a-like. The record is from RefSeq and is a predicted model, not a curated record. Gene Ontology annotation, biological process: cytolysis in another organism; monoatomic cation transport; pore complex assembly. Gene Ontology annotation, cellular component: pore complex. The transcript has 3 exons. Bases 159 to 689 code for a protein of 176 amino acids. Lineage: Eukaryota; Metazoa; Chordata; Actinopteri; Toxotidae. Gene Ontology annotation, molecular function: channel activity.